AUUAAUUAUGGAUAAAGUAGAAUCAGAUUGUGUACUGUGUGUUUAAGAAACAGAAAUCAUCGCAAUAGGUCAUUGUAAUCAUAAAACAUUCUGUUAUCAAUGUAUGAUCAAGAUGAGGGUGAUAAGUAAAAUAAAAAUGUGUCCAAUUUGCAAAUAAUAACUUGACAAGAUAAUCCUCACUGACAAUCUAAAUGCUUAAUUUACAGACUUUCAAUUAAAUAAACUUAUACCAAUCUAAUAUACAGUAUGAUAUUAAUUAAUAUCACUCCUUUUAGAAAGAAGCAAAAGAUGUGUUUUAUACUAAUUCUGAAGAAAUUAAAAUCAAAGUAGAAAGUCUCAAUAAUCUAAAAUGUCCAUUUUUAGAAUGUCAAACAGAGUAGUAAUUCAGUAAUUAUAAUUAAUUGAGAAUUCAUCUUAAAGAAUAGCAUCAACGAUAUUUUUGGUAUCACUUAAUUGAUAUAUUUUAGUGAUGUUUGUAUUGAGUAAAAAACUUGUUUUCUUGUGGAGUAGUAAGUAUAUACUGAGUAUCAAUAUCGUCAUCAUUUAUAACAUGGAGAUUAUGAUGAGGAUGGUAAUCUGAUAUUCAAGCAUCCUUAUUGUAAAUAUUGCAAGAAAAACUUCUAUGAUGAAGAUAAAUUCAAAUAACAUCUAAAUAUUGCCCAUAUUAAUUGUAGUAUGUGUGAAGAUAGAAAAUUUGUAUUUUAUAAGGAUCAUGGAAGUUAUGAAAAACAUUUAAAACUGUCUCAUUAUUUAUGUGAAGAACCUGAAUGUAAAUAAAUGCUUGUUGUUUUCAAAUCUUCUGGUGAAUUAGAUUUGCAUAAAACACAAAAUCAUUGUAAUGAUCCAAGAAUCAAAAAACUUAAUUAAUAUAAUAUUCAAUAAUUUGCUGGAUUUUAUGAUGAUCAAAAAUAAAAAAAAUAAAUUAAUGAUAAGGAAGGAGAAGAUUUUAGUGAUCAAUUCCCUUCACUUAAAUAAACUAAUUUAAGAGCUGUUGUUCAUCUUGAUGAACACAAUGAUGAAAAUAUUGAUUUUAGAGACUUUUUAUAUGUUGAAUAUAAUGAUGAAAUUGAUAAAUAAUCUGAUCAUAGUGAGAAAUUACAUGAAUAAUAAAAUAUUCAUUUAGAAGAUAUACGUCUUAUUAAACCAAUAUCUAUGCCUAGCAUAGGAUUUGAUUAUUUUAUAAGAAAAUGUUCAUAAUUCUUUAAAACCUAAAAAGGUAAGGAAGAUUAAAUUAGAAAAAUGAUUAUGAUGUUUGAAUAAGACAGAUAUAGUGCUGAACAUUUUGUUAGUGAUUUUAUUAGAAUGUUUGAAUUGAAAACAGGAUUAAGAUUGAUAACAUUUUAUAUGGCUAUGAGAGAUGUUAAAGAGAAUAGAAAUAUUUGGAAGAUUUUAGAUGAUGCUUACUUUAAAGAAUUAUAAAAAUUACCAAAAAGAAAUAAUUCAAUAAUAAUGAAUUGCAAAACUUAUUCAGAAUUAUUUUUAAGAUUGUUGGAUGAAUUGAAUAAAAAUUUAGCUUAGAGAAUUGAGAAAGGAGAACUAAAGAAUUAUGUUGAUACAAUCAUGGCAAAAGAAAGGAUAUUUUAAUUUAUUGAAGUACUAAGACAUGUAAGAACAUCAGAGAUGGGUAAAUUUAAAUUUGCAUUAAAUUUUGGUUUGAGUUCUUAAAUAUUAGAACAUAUCAAAUAAAAUGUUUUACUGAAUGAUUAAUCAAUCAUUUAAUGUAUAAAAUAUAAUAUAAUUAUUAGAAAAUAUAUCAAAGAUUAGCAAUCAUGAUUUAAUUCCUUUUUAUUUAUAUGUAAAUUUAAGUUCAAAGAUUUUGAAAGGAGAAUAAAUUCAUAAAGAGAAAAAGGAUGUUAAUGAAUGUGUUUAUUUGGAAUUCUUUUAGAAAAAUCCAAAACUAUUCAAUCAGAUAACAAAACCUGAGACAGUUGAAUAAAAUAAAUAAUAAUUAUUGUAAAAGUAACCAAAAAACUAAUAAGGAAAUGGAUUAGAUAUGAAUGCAUUUGAUUUUCCAUCUUUACGUAAUUUAAAUUUAAAUAAGAAUAGCUAAAGCACCAAAAAAAGAAUAGAUGUAAAUAGAUCAAUUUUAAGUGAAGAAUGUAGAGCCUUAAAAAUAAUAAGUGUAGUAAUAGUAGUAGAAGAAAUAAAAAUAGAAUAAUUAAGGAAAGAAGGGUAAAUGGCAAGAAAGUGGACCAGCAAUAUUUUAGAAUUAAGUUGUAGAAGAAGAAUCAUUUCCUAGUUUAGUACCUUAAUCAAGUAUUAAUAAAAAAUAAUUAAUAGAUGAAAGUAAAGUAAAGUAAGUAAAUCAUACUACAGGUAUAUUUGUGGAGGAUGAGAGUUUUGUUCCACUUACUACUUAUAAGCCAGUUAGAAAUAUAGAAGGUACAGAAUGGGAUAGUAAUCCAAUAGUACCAGUAAUUAAAUAAUUUUAAUAUUAAUAUAGAUAAAGAAUUCAAAAAUGAAGGAAGUUGGAAAGAUAUAAAAGAAGAAUAAGAUAAUAGUUUAAAUAUCUGGUGGAUUUUGUUGAUUUGAAAUUUUUUGUUGGUUGAUAAUUUAUUAUGAUU
This is a messenger RNA of Paramecium sonneborni, 2564 nucleotides long. The record is from the annotation of a GenBank genome assembly. Lineage: Eukaryota; Ciliophora; Oligohymenophorea; Peniculida; Parameciidae.